GAUACAUGCUAGCAACAAAAUGGACUGGCGGUAGUUAGGACGUCCAGUUAACAUAACCAUUCCUCUAUCUUUGUGUUCUGUUUGUUUUCAAAAGUACUUUGUACUUAGUCCCAGUUAAACUCUCCUGCAGUCAGUCUUAUCACUCAGUAGUUGCCUUCGUGGCGAGUAUCGUAGCCAGUCUCUUUGUACUCGACAACGUUUGAUUCUCCCGCUGAUGGUCCGUUAGCCAUGGAGGGUUCAUCCUCUCGUCUAUCUACCCACGAUGGACCCCUGUGGCAGGCGGGCAGGAGAGACUCCGGCGGGGAUGCAGAGUCUGACUCUGCCCGGGACGUGAAAACACACUUUCGCGUCUGUCGCUUCAUCAUGGAAACAGGGGUGAAGCUGGGUAUGCGCUCGGUGCCUGUGGCCACAGCGUGUGUGUUAUACCACCGUUUCUUUGAACGUGUCAGCAUGCGUGCGUAUGAACCGUACUUGGUGGCCAUGAGCUGUGUGUACCUAGCCGGCAAAGUGGAGGAGCAGCACAUCAGGACCCGUGACAUCAUCAACGUAAGCCACAGGUAUUUCAACAGUGGCAGCGCCCCUCUAGAAUGUGACAAGGAGUUCUGGGACCUGAGGGACAGCGUGGUGCAGUGUGAGCUCCUCAUCCUCCGACAGGUCAACUUCCACGUCUCCUUUGAACACCCUCACAAGUAUUUACUUCACUACCUGUUGUCUGUGAAGUCGCUGGUGAACCGCCACGCCUGGUCCCGAACCCCUGUGGCUGAGACUUCCUGGGCAUUGCUUAGAGACUGUUACCAUGGAGCCAUGUGUAUCCGCCACAAACCUCAACACAUUGCCAUUGCGACGCUGUACCUGGCUUUGAACAGCUACGGAGUGGAGCUUCCUGUCGGGGAGAGAGAGUGGUGGCAGGUGCUGUGUGAGGACGUGACCAAAGCAGACAUCGAUGCUGUGAUUUCAGACCUUCUUCAGCUCUACGACAUGGAGGCCAAGUGUAUCUAAAGGACUCGCCUACAGACCUGCACUGAGGAGACACAUGGGAGCUGAUCUGUCUGUGUGUGUUUACUUGACUUUGUUUAAUCGUAGCAUGAAUGUGUGUGUCUGUAUGUGUGUUGUUCUCUGCAUGUAAUGGUUCAGGUGAGUUUGUGUAUAUGUGUGUGUGUGUGUGAGAGACAGAGACAGAGAGAGAGAGAGAGAGAGAGAAGAGCACGUUGUAUUGCCCCAGUUAGUCUGUGAGCUGUGACAAAAACACACCUGCACUACCGACUCCUGCCACCAUGGGGAGACAUUUCUUGCUUUGUGCUCUCUGAUCCCUCAGCCCUGCAGAAUACUGAUGUGCUGUGGACUAAAUCAUCAGUACCAGGCUUUUCAAAAACACCUCAGCCCUCAGCACCAGCAACACCGUCACACUCCACACCUAACAUGUUUUAACUACAAAUGCCUCUUUAUGGAUUUGAGCUCAAGUUCAUCAUCCAUUGUUAUAAAUGAUUCACCAAUAACUCCAACAAAGCACUGCAAAUUCAGGGGAAUAGUGACAUUAGUUUGAUAUCUAUUAUUAAAUGAUAUUUUCUUUACACAUCCGUUCAUUCAGAUAAAGCUAGACAAUAAUAAAAAUGUAGCUGAGGUGAAGUUUUGAAUGUCUGAGCAUCCAGAGAACCUCACUGCAUAAAUCUACAUAUUAACAAGGACAAUUAGAUUUUCUCUACUAAUAAUACAUGUCCUCAAUUUUUAAGAUACACAUUGUAACUCAUGUUGACAUUGCAUAUUAUUGUAUAAAAGUAGCUAUAUUUAAAAUAUGAAUGAAUUAAUUGACUUAACCUCUUCAUCAUAAGUGAUAUAUAUCAAGCUGAUUAUAGUGGAAUAUUGCAGUGCUGCCAUUUCCAUAGAUCUUUUAGUUAAAACACAGUUGGUAAUUUUUGGCAGAUUUAAAAUAUGUGGGGACGUGAUUUGCUGUAUGAUUUAGGCGAAUGUUUCUGCUGUUAAAAUUACAGAUAAUGUGUCAAUGUGUGUUGUUCAAAAUUCAAAUCAAGAAGCUUUAUUUGUCCUCAUGGGGCAAUUUAAAGGCCAUUAGAAGUAGACAUUAAAACACAAAACAGACAACCACUGCAAGGCAAACUACACAUGAAGAAAGACAAAAAGAAAAACAAUGACAUGAAUAAAACAUCAGUGCAAAAAACAAAACAAAAAAACAAUAACACUGCAAAACAAAACCUGUAAUAUUAUAAUGAUGAUUGUAGUAUCACAACUUGGCAGACCCUGUCCUGCCUUGUUGAUAUUCCAUGUUUUUUUUUGUAUGUGUUACUGUCCAUGAAGUGACUAAAACCAACAAUGAAUUGACAGUAUUACAAGUA
This is a messenger RNA of Seriola dumerili (greater amberjack), 2348 nucleotides long. RefSeq names its product cyclin Q (gene ccnq). The record is from RefSeq and is a predicted model, not a curated record. The coding region runs from base 229 to 999 and encodes 256 amino acids. Gene Ontology annotation, molecular function: cyclin-dependent protein serine/threonine kinase regulator activity. Gene Ontology annotation, biological process: regulation of transcription by RNA polymerase II. The transcript has 5 exons. Gene Ontology annotation, cellular component: nucleus. NCBI's taxonomy places the organism in Eukaryota, Metazoa, Chordata, Actinopteri, Carangiformes, Carangidae.